AUGGCUGAUAUGAACACUGGCACUUUCAAACAUGACAUUACAGAACCUCCUAAAUCUAAUCUAGUUUUGCCACUAUUUUCCCUUAAAGGAAAGACGGCUAUCGUCUCUGGCGCUGGCGCUGGAAUUGGUCUCUCGAUAGCUCAUGCGUUUGGUAUGAACGACACCCUUAAGUGGAUAACGCAUUGUUAUUUCAGUGCUUCUAUAAAAGCCCCGACCUUUACAAUCGACCCCAGUAAUAGAUCUACAGAGCCCGCUGAAGCGGGAGCUAAUGUUGCGAUAUGGUACAACUCCAACAAGAAGGCCUUGGAGGAAGCUGCUAAUAUCGAGAAAACUUACGGCGUUAAGUGCAAGGCUUACCAGGUCAACGUAUCGACAUGGGAAACGGUUCAGGCCGCCGUUGACGAAAUCGUUAACGAGUUUAACGGUAGACUCGAUAUCUUUGUUGCGAACUCAGGUAUCGCGUGGGAGGACGGACCCUUCAUCGAUGGCCCACUCGAGACGAUGCAGAAAGUGUUGAAGGUUAAUAUUGACGGCACCCUGUUUUGCGCACGAGCUGCCGCCCUGCAUUGGAGGCGGCAGAAGAAGGAGGGCACUACUGUCGACGGACAGCCGCUGGAAAACUUCAGCUAUGGCAGUUUCAUCAGCACCGCUAGCAUGAGCGGUCACAUUGUCAAUAUUCCUCAGCAGCAGACCGUAUACAACGCGUCUAAAGCCGCGAUCACUCAUGCCUGCAAGUCAUUAGCGGUUGAGUGGGUUGGCUUUGCGCGUGCCAACUCAGUUUCCCCGGGUUACAUUAAGACGGAUAUUUCCGCCUUCAUUCCCCCCGAGACCAAGAAAGUCUUCAAGGACAAGAUCCCGAUGGGACGGGAGGGCGAGCCUGAAGAAUUGAAAGGCACCUAUCUGUACCUGGCUUCUGACGCCUCCUCGUAUACGACUGGUAUCGACAUCAUUGUUGACGGCGGCUACUGCGCGCCGUAAACGAAGCGUUGAGAUAUCUGUUAGCCUUUCUGGUUGGGAUAAAUGGGAACUUUCAUAGCGCUAGACUCUUGGUGUUAGAGGCGUUUCUCUGUCGUUGUUUUUGGAGAAGGUAGGCGUCUAGAUUCUUGAAGCUUGUCAGGAUACCCUUAUGAAUAAAUUAAAGAGCUGCGUUUGAACCUUGAUGGUCAAUUUUGGUUGUCGAAUUUCUGACAAAAGAUUAGGAUGUACUUUGUAACCCGUCUUAGCUAAGCAUUACGUGUAAGAGGUACUAAGCUAAGUGUACAUACAUAGGAGGUACAUAGAUAGAGGACAGUUAGGUCAUGCGUUUAUUAUGGAUGAAGUCAUCGUCAGGGCUGAGCAUAUGUUUUUACGCAUUAUGGAAGGCUCCUUCUAGUGUAAUUGCAUUUCGAAAGGCACGACAGAUGCCUUCUGUUAACCCCUUAUAUACGUGUACAUAGGUAUAUGUAGACAGCAAUUGCCCGCAUCGAAUUAAGAGGUACCUAUUUAACCUAGACAUGUAGGCUGGUUAUUCGAAUAGUUCUUAUCGCAUCUGUAUUGUGGCGUAGAUAAGAGCA
Messenger RNA from Daldinia decipiens, 1553 nucleotides. Its product is annotated as short chain dehydrogenase. NCBI's taxonomy places the organism in Eukaryota, Fungi, Ascomycota, Sordariomycetes, Xylariales, Hypoxylaceae. The record is from RefSeq and is a predicted model, not a curated record. Gene Ontology annotation, molecular function: oxidoreductase activity, acting on NAD(P)H, oxygen as acceptor. The transcript is spliced from 6 exons. The coding region runs from base 1 to 978 and encodes 325 amino acids. Gene Ontology annotation, cellular component: intracellular anatomical structure.